AUGGCGGACGUCCCUCCACCUCCGCCGAGCAAGAAGCAGCGCCGCAAGCAGGAGAAAGCCCGAUGGCUGGCAGAGCGCAAGGCUGCACAACUAGCUGAGGACAACGCACCAUCCAAGCGAAAGCGCCGGAACCAGCGUCAGAGUCGCGCAAGUGCGAGUGGACCUCCGUCCGCCGCCGUCCACUACCAAGCGUGCGCGUCCGCCACUUGUGCCAAUCGAGUGGCAGGCAGCGACUGCGUCGUCCGUAGCAUCGAACCCUACGUGCACCGCUUUGCGCUGUUCGUGAAAGGCCGUUGGGCCGGUCGCACACUGCGCGAGCUGUUCGCCAGCGAGUUCCCGACGCUGUCCACCGCCUACUGCGCCCGAGCAGCUCAGCUGGGUCUCAUUAGGGUGAACGGCGUCGCGGCCGAGUUGGACGCGGUCAUCAAAGGCGGGGACUUCUUCGAGCACCUCAAGCAUCGACACGAACCGAGCGUCCAUCUGCCGGUGGACGAUGCGACCAACUCGUCCACUCUGACGUCUCUGUCCGCGCGUUGGAUACAUUUGGAGACGGACGAGUUGCUGGUGGUGGACAAACCGUCGGGCAUCCCCGUCCACCCGACGGGGAGCUACCAGCUCAACUCGUUGACGCACAUGCUGCAGCACGAUCGGCAUGGCGCUACAAAGGACAAGGAGAAUGAGGCGGAGACGACGUUGGAGCUUUUUCCAGUGCAUCGGCUGGAUCGACUCACAUCCGGGUUGCUCAUUCUGGCCAAGACGGCGAACAAGGCCCGCACUCUCACUGCCGAGUUGACCGUUACUUUGUCGGUGGACGGCGCUGGAACCCGCUCGGUGGACAAGUAUUACGUUGCGAGAGUCAAGGGCGAGUUUCCCGAUGACGAAGCGGGGUUUGCUUGGGUUGUGGGGCUGAACUCGGGCCUUGUCAAGGUCGAAAGCACAGAUGACGGCUACUGGCGCGUGGAUGCGCCCAUCGGGUUGAUGCAGCCACGACAGGGCCAUUCGCGUUCAUCGUCGAGUGCCGACUUGUGA
Phytophthora sojae is the source of this 1029-nucleotide messenger RNA. RefSeq lists its product as hypothetical. Gene Ontology annotation, molecular function: pseudouridine synthase activity; RNA binding. The record is from RefSeq and is a predicted model, not a curated record. Lineage: Eukaryota; Oomycota; Peronosporomycetes; Peronosporales; Peronosporaceae. Bases 1 to 1029 code for a protein of 342 amino acids. Gene Ontology annotation, biological process: pseudouridine synthesis. The transcript is spliced from 2 exons.